This is a messenger RNA of Arachis stenosperma, 751 nucleotides long. RefSeq names its product calcium-binding allergen Ole e 8-like. NCBI's taxonomy places the organism in Eukaryota, Viridiplantae, Streptophyta, Magnoliopsida, Fabales, Fabaceae. Gene Ontology annotation, molecular function: calcium ion binding. Bases 91 to 525 code for a protein of 144 amino acids. The record is from RefSeq and is a predicted model, not a curated record. The transcript has a single exon.
UAAAAAGGGGGCCAAAAAAAAAAAAAUCAAAAACCCUAUUAUACUCGAAUUCCACUCACCGACUCCUUCUCCCAGAUUCAUCUCUCCGCCAUGGCAAACAGUAGCGACGGCGAAGUCGCCCAGAUUUUUAGCAAAUUCGACAAGAACGGUGACGGCAAGCUAUCUGCGGCGGAGAUCAGCGAAGUGUUGGUUGAACUCGGCUGCGCCACCACGCCGGGUGAGAUCUGUCGCGUGAUGGACGACAUCGACAAGGACAAGGACGGCUACAUUGACCUCCAUGAAUUCACUGAGUUCUUCCGCCGCCGCAUCGGCCGCGACGAUGAGGAGGCAGAGAUCCGCGAGGCGUUUGAUAUGUACGACCUCGAUGGGAACGGACUGAUAUCGGCAAGUGAGCUUCAGGCGAUGAUGACGAGGCUUGGGGAGAAGCACUCCUUGGAGGAGUGCGCCGCCAUGAUAAAGAACAUCGAUACCGAUGGCGAUGGCAACGUGAGUUUCGCGGAGUUUAAGAUGAUGAUGACACGUUAGGGCGCCUAGGCCUUUUGAAUUUCAACAGAAAAAAGGAAAUCAGUCUUCGAAUGAAUGACUGAUAUGCAAUAUUUUAGUGGUAGUAGAGGAUCUUAGAGUGUCUUUGAUGUGUGUUUCUUGUUUUUAUUUUUAAUAGUUUUUAAGAUUUUACGUAGAAAGCUACUUUUAUUUAUUUAUUUUAAUCUCCAAAUGAUGUAUUUACAAGGAAAGUUAACACUUAAUAGCA